UCUCGUCGACCGAGACAAGUCCUCUCCGCCUCCAAGCUGACGCGCCCAACCCACAGCCACAUCCCACAUGGCCCCGCUCGCCGGCGGCGACUCCCCGCCCCUCCCGCCGCCGGAGCCGUCAAAGGGCAAGGCCAAGAUGGACGGCGAGGCGGAGGUGGAGGGCGCGGGGAAGAUGUGCGGCAUCUGCUACGUCGACGGCGGGCGGGCCAUCCGCGGCGAGAUCGACUGCUGCGCCCACUACUUCUGCUUCGUCUGCAUCAUGGCCUGGGGCCGCGUCGAGUCCCGCUGCCCAUUCUGCAAGGCCCGCUUCCGCACCAUCCGCUGCCCGCCCGUCCCGGGGCGGUUUCCCGACGAGCGCAUCGUCUCCGUCCCCGAGCGCAACCAGGCAUACUGUCCCCAGGGCAACGGGAGCACCACGGUGGGCCGGGAUCCUUACGCGGACACCAUCUGCACCGUGUGCAACGGCUCCAGGGACGACGAGCUGCUGCUGCUCUGCGAGCUCUGCGACUCGGCCGCGCACACCUACUGCGCCGGGCUGGGGACCACUGUGCCGGAGGGGGACUGGUUCUGCAAGGACUGCGCGACGAUCAGGGAGGAGCAGUUGAGGUGGCUGGCUGAGAAUGAGGGCCAGGACAGCCAGGGUGAAUUUGAGAUCAGCAUCGAUGUUCCCAGAGCUGAGCCAGUUGCAGCCCCUUCUGUUUCUGAUGUUGUGGAUGAUGAGCAUGAUCUGGAUAGGACAGAUGUGUGGAGUGGUAGGCUUUCCAUGGAUGACCCGGUUCCUUCCAUUUAUGACAUUGUGGGUGACGAUUUCGCUACCAGUGCCGGGAUCUUUAGGAGGCCUGCAAGGAAUGCUGAGGAUUUUCCAUCACAGGGUACUUCAUCAGCUGGAUCUCAGUGUCCUGGAUUGACCAAGGGACGAGAUAAUGGUCUUGGGGCGUAUCAUGCUCGCAUUCGCCUUGAAGUUGAGAGAGCUAGAACACUACGUAACUCCCGCAACCUUGAUAAGCGCAUAAGGGAGCUGCGGGACAACUGGGCUGCCCUGCGUGAUGGUUCUCUGGGUUUUGCUCCACGUGUGCCUAACGGAAGAAGGAAAGAUAUGAAUGGUUCCGUUUCUGUUGCUACCGAGCAGUGUCACACGGUGCCUGGAACUGUCAGUUACAGAAAUGGUGCUGCUGCUACUUCUGUUCAGCUGCCAUCGCCUUCCCCUCAGGAAACUAGCACCUCACUGGGACAUAGUAAAAAAGUCUCGCACAAGGAUGCUCGUGAUGCCCGUAAGGCAUGGAAAAGGUUGGAGAUGGCAAAGGCUUCUGGUGGGAAGAAGAUAUCUAGCAAACCUGCCUCCCUUAGCUGCAGCCCCCCAUUUUCCAUGGGGAAUAGAUCAACUUCUUACAGUCCGAUUGAUACAGUCUUGGGACACAAGAACCGUAAGCAGCCUAAUAAGGCGCCUCAACAAAAUACCGCAAACUGUGGUCAGGGUACAAAAAUGGAAAGUACACCGCCGGCAAAAUGCACAGGAGAAUGCCGUAGCUUGUCUGAGGACAGUCGUUCGCGGAUUCAAGAAAGGACGAUUUCUUUUCAGACUCGAAUAAAUCAGGAUAGUCUAAACGGUGAAGUUGCCUCAUCAUCAACUCAAGAUCAACAUGUUGAUCAAUCGUUAGCACCUUCAUGUAGUACAGGCAUAUUAGAGAAAUCCAAAUCGCUGCAUCCACUAAAGUGCAGUUCAUCAUCCGGUCAGUCCCCUCCGACUUCAUCACUACAGUUGGGACCUAGUGCUGGGAGCCAAUCUACUAUGAUGGUAAACCCUGAGGAACCCCCAGCUGUUAGUGCCGCGACAACCAAUGAAAUAGGUAGUGCUGCAACCACUGAAGUUAGAAAAAGUUCUAGAGCAGACCGUCAUGAGCGCAAGAGGAAACACAGUUCUGAAAAUUGCAAUGCUGGAGGAUCCAAAAGGUCCAGGUCAGCCUGUAAAAUUGCAAAAAGUGAGAUUUCUUCGUUGGCUGUUCGUGAGCUGAAACUACUUAAGAUAGACAAAAUGCACGGCUCUGAAACAUUCAAGGAAGUUGCUCGGACAGCAACACAUACCGUCUUGGCUGCCUGCGGAUUUGAGCACUCGCCAUCGCAAUCCCUUGCACUCCCAAGACCGAUUUGCAAACACAGCCCCAAAGUCAAACCGCUGAAGUCAUCAGAGAUCACCGAUUCUUGCAGCGAAUGCUUGCGUAUGUCUGUGAAAGAAGCCAUCAGUUUAGCGUUGUCAGGUAGGCAUAUGGAUCAAACCAGUGCCUCCUGUUAGAUUCUAGACAUAUAGUCUUGAGAUUCUUUCUUGUCUGCUCAUUGUGAAUAUCUUACAGCACAAACUAGAGACAAGUUGUACAUUUCAUAUUUUCAUAGCAUGUCAAUACCAUCCUAUAGUGUAGUUGCUAGGUCUGAUCAGUCCUUUAACAACUAACAUUCUCUUUAUUUUGCCAUGACCAUGGUUGUAGUACUAGAACCAAACAUUUUCGGGCUCAUGAGGUGUGGUUGGUGCACCUGGAGCACGGAAUGGGUCUCACAUCAUAACAUGGUUGGGUUUUGUAAA
This is a messenger RNA of Panicum hallii, 2575 nucleotides long. RefSeq lists its product as uncharacterized. The transcript has 3 exons. The record is from RefSeq and is a predicted model, not a curated record. NCBI's taxonomy places the organism in Eukaryota, Viridiplantae, Streptophyta, Magnoliopsida, Poales, Poaceae. Bases 68 to 2290 code for a protein of 740 amino acids.